AGCAACAACUGUAACCAAAUACCGGUCACCUUUGCCCUCUAUAAUACCUUGCCAAACAAGUUUUCAGGCGCACCUCUCCCACCUCAAUGACGCACCAGGCCUUGGUAUACAAGUCACUGAUAAACAACUGAUCUCACAAUGUCAGUUCAAGAGCAAGGUCAGGACCAAGACAUAUUGGCAAAUCUUCAAAUCCGUGACGCCAUGCACGUUGAUUAUGACGCUGUUUUGACGCUGGAGUCCGGACGGCACGGCUAUGACUACUUGCCUGCUCUCUACCACCCAUGGGUGGACAACCCUGCAGUGACGUUGUCUCUGGCAUGGACGGAAGAAAAAGUUUUGGUAGCAGUUAUGGUAACCUGGACCGAUGACACAGGUGAAACUAUCUAUCUUAAGACGUUUCGCAUCUCACCUGACUGGAGAGGGCGUGGCUUGAGUAUCGGACUCAGAAGGUUACUCCUUACAAAGUUGUUCAAAGAGAGCCCGAAACUACGAACCUUCAGGACGAUGGUGGACGCCAAGGCCCCACAGCUCAUCAAGAGGCUCGGGCUCGCCGUCAAGUCCAAGUUCAAAGUGGAGACGAUAUUUUUCAAAUCGGAUGUAGAAGCCCUCUCUGAUAAACUUGAGGACUUGGAGAGAUCAAUGCAGUCAACAGUAUCAACGAUCAAGCCUUUUAAGAACAUGGACAUGAAACGAAUGCUAGCCGACGAAUUCACCUCAAAAAUCCUGCCGGAAAGAACCGUCUUGGACGACACCGAUCCCUACAGUUUUUCCCUUCCUAACAUGAAGACUUUAGAAGAAAGGAAAUGCUACAUUCUUGUGGAUCGAAGCGGCCCUGCUGUGAGGAGCUUGAGCGUUGGUGGAAGCUACACUACGUCACGGGGUACGGUGUACUACUUCGCCAUACAUUGCAAGGACAGACAGUUGGCAAAAAGUCACCUUGUGUUACAGACGAAGCGAGCGUGUAGUGACCAUCGUGGAAACGUCACCUUCAUCGUCACUGUCACGGAUUCCUCCCUGACUGAAGACUUGGUUAGUUACUGUAAGGAGGCCAUGGGGCUGAAGGGCAUGCCGUACGGAGGAACACACGAACUCUUGGAGUCACGCAGUCUCGUUUGGGAAGAAAGGAAGAUAUGAAAAUGGUUAGAUCGUAACUUGGCUAAGAAACUGUUUGCUUCCGUCACCUACGCCUCUGGUAGCUUGUGUGUGAUAUGGAAUCUUGUAGGAACGUCUGAUCUUGGAGUGUAACAAAUAUUACACCUCAAU
This is a messenger RNA of Branchiostoma floridae (Florida lancelet), 1263 nucleotides long. Its product is annotated as histidine N-acetyltransferase-like. The transcript has 3 exons. NCBI's taxonomy places the organism in Eukaryota, Metazoa, Chordata, Leptocardii, Amphioxiformes, Branchiostomatidae. The record is from RefSeq and is a predicted model, not a curated record. Gene Ontology annotation, molecular function: acyltransferase activity, transferring groups other than amino-acyl groups. The coding region runs from base 139 to 1134 and encodes 331 amino acids.